AUGUAUUUGUCCUUUGGCAUUCUGAUGUGGGAGAUAGCAACACUGAGUGAGUUGCCGUACCAAGGAAUGUCGAACGAAGAAGCUGGCGAAUACGUCAAGAAUGGCAACGUCUUAAGCAAGCCAGAGGGUUGCCCCGAUACGUUGGAUGAGAUCAUGAUCAUGUGCUGGCAGUACAACGAGAAGCUUCGCCCAACGUUCCUGGACAUCAUUCAACAUUUUGAGAACACGGGCGCCAUCUUACCCCGCUUCGCCCAGAAUUCCUUCUACCACAGCGAUGAGCGGCAGCAAGCCACCCACGACAAGCUGAACGACGACGAGCUGGAACGGGUCUCCAUCUUGAACGGCAGCGAGAAAGACGCCUACGAGAAUAUGGCUCCUAAGGAGCGCAAACGGACCCCAAAAAACGGACUGGUGCCGGCCAACGGCCGGGCUGUCCAUAACGGCUCGAGCGACAGCUCCAUAGGCAAGGUCACCCAGUGCUAA
Patiria miniata (bat star) is the source of this 483-nucleotide messenger RNA. Its product is annotated as insulin-like growth factor 1 receptor. The record is from RefSeq and is a predicted model, not a curated record. Gene Ontology annotation, biological process: positive regulation of MAPK cascade; protein phosphorylation; cell surface receptor protein tyrosine kinase signaling pathway. The transcript has 3 exons. NCBI's taxonomy places the organism in Eukaryota, Metazoa, Echinodermata, Asteroidea, Valvatida, Asterinidae. Gene Ontology annotation, cellular component: axon; insulin receptor complex. Gene Ontology annotation, molecular function: insulin receptor substrate binding; insulin receptor activity. Bases 1 to 483 code for a protein of 160 amino acids.